AUGGACCGUAGCCCUUAUUCUGUUCAAGUUAUUAGGCCAGGAUGGCGAACUAGGACUGACGAUGGAUGCGUACAGAGUAAAUGCAAUAUUGUUCUUGUUAACGGCCCCAUCGGUCCCAUGAUUAUCAACCCUGGUUCUGCUUGGGAUUCAUCCUUGCUCUCCAGCGCUCUAAAGAUGGCCGGGAUCGUCAACCCUGAACAAGACAUCAAAUAUGUAGUUUGCACAGACGGGAGAGCCGAGUUCGUUGGUUGUAUCAGCCUUUUUCAAGGAGCUGAGAUGAUUAUCGUCGGCCAUGACAUACAAAAGCGCGGCGAUAUAUUCUUGGAUCACGACUUUUAUAGUAUGAUUCCCUUCGAACUAGACGAGUUUGUAGGUCUUCUACCACUUGAUAAUUUUUAUUUAAGCAUUGGUUAUAUUUAUGAGCUUGAUUUUUAA
Messenger RNA from Protopolystoma xenopodis, 435 nucleotides. Lineage: Eukaryota; Metazoa; Platyhelminthes; Monogenea; Polystomatidea; Polystomatidae. The record is from the annotation of a GenBank genome assembly.